Molecule: messenger RNA, 924 nt
Organism: Cutaneotrichosporon cavernicola
Lineage: Eukaryota; Fungi; Basidiomycota; Tremellomycetes; Trichosporonales; Trichosporonaceae
Exons: 2
Coding region: 1-924 (307 amino acids)
Molecular function (GO): hydrolase activity
Source: RefSeq, a predicted model, not a curated record
AUGCCCUACACCCCCUCUUCUGCGCGCAUCAACCCCCCUCUCCCGAGGGGUUCGUGGGACACGCACUUCCACAUCUUCCCACCAUCGGCGCCUCUAGCCCCAAACGCACCAUUUACGCCGCCCCGCAUCCCGUUAUCUGAGGAUGAGCGGUUCCAUUCACAGCUCGGGACGCCCAAUCGCGUCCUAGCGCAUAGCUUUGCGCUCGCAGACCUCUCAUCCCUCGAACAGUGGGUUGGUGGGAGUGGGGCGGGAGAGCGACGCGCCCUCGUCCUCCUCACCGACGAUAUGGGGGCGGACGAGAUCGUCCACCGCCAGAGGGAGGGGGUGCGGGGUAUUCGCGCCGUUACAAAGGCCGAGGAUGCAAAGGGCAAGGCCAGGGAGAUAAAGUCCAUGAUGGAGAGGUUGCAGGAGGCCGGCGUGCGAUGGACCGUCGCUGUCCAAGAGGCUGCGACGCCGGGGGUAUGGGACCAUCUCCUCGCUAUCGUCGAUACUAUGCCGGACCAGAUCCUCAUGAUCGACCACCUGGGCUUCCUCCCCGGGCCGUGGAACCAGAAUCCCCCUCUAAUUCCCACCGCAGAGGAAUGCUGCAAGCUCCCGCACGUCGACGCCGUGCUCGCUCUGCUAUCCCGGAAGAACACGUACAUCAAGCUCAGCGCCCCGUACCGCCUCACCUCGCGGUACGAGGCGCUCGAGGGUCUCGUCAAGGCCGUCGCAAAGGCUGCACCGGAGCGCAUUGUGUGGGCCUCCGACUGGCCGUUUGUUCCGACGCCCGCCGAGAUCAAGGCGAGCAAGGAACGUGGAGACACAGAGGUUACAUUCCACCCUGAGGACAUGCCGAAGUGGAUUACGCUGCUGCGGGAGUGGUUGGGUGAGGACCUUUUCAACAAGAUGAUGGUCGCCAACCCGGCCAAGAUUUACGCAUGA